UUACAGAGUCUUGAAUAUUGCUGUCAUUUUCAACUCAAUGGAUGCCUGUCCCACUGCUUACAGGUUUUCAAUGGUUGAGUUUUCUUCAAUAGAAGAUUUAGACCAAGAGGUAGGGAUGGAAAUCAAACUUUAAAAAGAGAAGAAAAGAUAAGUAAAAAGUCCACUUGAAGAGAAAAGAGAAUCUUGCCUACUCACAACGCUUAACCAUCUCAAUGGAGGAGAAAAAAAGAGAGAAACGUCACCAAAUCGGCCAGCCCGAAAAAUAACAGCUAUGGCUGUGCCUAGUUAUGCUUGUUAUAAUUAUAAAUUUGCCCAUAUCAAGCCUUCUUUUGUCGGAGAUAUCUUAUAGUUUCACUUACUUUGAAUGAAGUUCGCUUUUCUUUUCUUCUGAUCAAGCCAAGCAGCAAUGAGUGUAGAACAAGAAGAAGAAAAGACAGAGAUUGAAGUAGAGGAGUCUGGAGAUACGCAGCAGCAGGAAUCAGAAGGGUCAAAGAGACUUCAACCAUGGACACAACAAAUCUCAAUACGGGGACUCAUUGUGAGCACUUUGAUUGGAGUCAUGUACAGUGUGAUAGCCAUGAAAUUGAAUCUCACAACAGGUUUGGUUCCUAAUCUGAACGUCUCUGCUGCGCUUCUUGCCUUUGUGUUUAUCCGAACAUGGACUAAAAUUCUUCACAAGGCUGGCUAUGUAUCAAGACCCUUCACUCGCCAAGAGAAUACUAUGAUACAAACCUGUGCAGUUGCAUGUUACAGCAUUUCUGUUGGAGGUGGGUUUGCUUCAUAUCUUUUGGGAUUAAACAAGAAGACAUAUGAGUUAUCAGGUGUGAACACUCCAGGGAACUCUCCAAGAGCUAUCAAGGAACCUGCACUUGGUUGGAUGACUGGCUAUCUUUCUGUAGUUUGCUUUGUUGGCCUUUUUGUUUUAAUCCCUCUCAGGAAGAUUAUGAUAGUGGACCUCAAGUUGACCUAUCCAAGUGGCCUGGCAACUGCAGUUCUCAUUAAUGGGUUUCAUAACCAGGGAGAUAAAAUCGCUAAGAAACAAGUGAGUGGAUUCACGAAGUAUUUCUCAAUGAGCUUCUUGUGGGGAUUUUUCCAGUGGUUUUACAGCCGUUAUGAAAAUUGUGGAUUUAAACAAUUCCCUACUUUUGGUUUGCAAGCCUUCAAGCAAACAUUCUACUUCGAUUUUAGUAUGACUUAUGUGGGAGCAGGGAUGAUUUGUUCCCAUUUAGUGAACUUGUCUUUGCUUCUUGGAGCUGUUCUUUCUUAUGGGAUAAUGUGGCCACUCAUCAAUCAGCAUAAAGGGCGUUGGUUCUCCGAGAGUUUACAAGAAAGCGACAUGAAGAGCUUGUAUGGCUACAAAGUUUUUCUAUCAGUUGCUCUCAUUCUAGGAGACGGACUGUAUAAUUUCCUCAAGAUACUGUUGGUCACAAUCAUCAACAUUUAUGGCAGAUUAAAGAAGCAGCGGCAGCUCAAUGCAGGCAACGAUGACACGAAGAAGUCGAAUGAAGAUGUUAGACUGGAUGAAUUGUUUCUUAGAGAAACUAUUCCAAUGUGGAUAGGAGUUGCUGGAUACAUAAUCUUUUCCAUCUUGUCCACAAUUGUGAUCCCAAUCAUGUUCCCUCAACUCAAGUGGUAUUAUGCUGUCACAGCCUACAUUCUUGCUCCUUCUCUGUCGUUCUGUAAUGCCUAUGGCGCCGGUCUCACUGACAUAAACAUGGCGUAUAAUUAUGGAAAGGUGGCACUAUUUGUUCUUGCAGCAUUGUCUGGAAAAGAGGAUGGAUUGGUGGCAGGGCUUGUUGGCUGUGGUCUCAUUAAAUCUGUGGUUUCAGUUGCUUGCAUUCUUAUGCAAGAUUUUAAAACAGCUCAUUACACUCUCACCUCACCGAGAGCAAUGUUUCUGAGCCAAGUAAUUGGCACAGCCAUAGGGUGUGUGACGGCUCCUCUCAGUUUCUUUCUGUUCUACAAGGCAUUUGAUGUAGGAAAUCCCAAUGGAGAAUUCAAAGCUCCUUACGCUUUGAUAUACAGAAACAUGGCAAUUAUUGGCGUUCAAGGCUUCUCUGCACUGCCCCAACACUGCUUACAGAUCUGUUAUGGCUUCUUUGCUUUUGCGGUGGCUGUGAACGUGGCAAGAGAUAUUUUACCGGAAAAGCUUGGGAAAUGGAUGCCACUGCCGAUGGUGAUGGCAGUGCCGUUUCUGGUAGGUGCAUACUUUGCAAUUGACAUGUGUGUUGGGAGUCUGGUUGUGUUUGUGUGGCAUAAAAUGGAUACCAAGAGAGCAGAAGUAAUGGUUCCAGCAGUUGCUUCAGGAUUAAUUUGUGGCGAAGGCCUCUGGACUCUUCCGGCCUCAAUACUUGCUUUGGCCAAAAUAAAUCCUCCUAUCUGCAUGAAAUUCUCGGGUCCCAAUUCCUGAAGGAGAGCCUAAUGAUCAGGAAAAUAUCCAAAAAAAAUACAAAGAAAACAAAGCACAUUGCUGGUCGAAAUUUAUGAAAUGAAUUGUGAGACUUAGCCUUGGAUUGUAAUACUUGCUCUCCUUGUUGUCAAAACAGGUACCGUAUCAUGCAUACAAGUUGUAAUUUCCAAAUCAUGUAUUUCUCUAUUGUUUUAACAAUGGGUUGUAGCACCCAUUACCAUUAGUCAAAUUAUGUAUCACAUCUUGCAUAAAAAACCUAAUCUUUCAAAUCA
Molecule: messenger RNA, 2682 nt
Organism: Mangifera indica (mango)
Lineage: Eukaryota; Viridiplantae; Streptophyta; Magnoliopsida; Sapindales; Anacardiaceae
Product: metal-nicotianamine transporter YSL1-like
Exons: 5
Coding region: 407-2410 (667 amino acids)
Biological process (GO): seed development; response to iron ion
Cellular component (GO): plasma membrane
Molecular function (GO): iron-nicotianamine transmembrane transporter activity; oligopeptide transmembrane transporter activity
Source: RefSeq, a predicted model, not a curated record